GUGUGUGUUUUCCUUUUUCCGGAUGUAGCAUCACGCCAACUGACUGUCAACAUGCAAGAUGGCCACGCAUCACAGGCAAAAUGCUGCUGGGCGGAGGAAAGUACAGGUUUCCUACGUAAUUAGAGACGAGGUGGAGAAGUACAAUCGCAAUGGGGUGAAUGCCCUCCAGCUCGACCCUGCUCUGAACCGGCUCUUCACCGCAGGAAGAGACUCCAUCAUCCGGAUAUGGAGCGUCUACCAACACAAACAGGACCCAUAUAUUGCGUCUAUGGAGCAUCACACAGACUGGGUUAAUGACAUAGUUCUCUGCUGCAAUGGAAAAACAUUGAUAUCAGCGUCAUCAGACACAACGGUGAAAGUAUGGAACGCUCAUAAAGGAUUUUGUAUGUCGACGUUACGGACGCACAAGGACUAUGUCAAAGCUUUGGCGUACGCUAAGGACAAGGAGCUGGUGGCGUCGGCCGGCCUAGACCGGCAGAUCUUUCUUUGGGACGUGAACACGCUGACGGCGCUCACGGCUUCCAACAACACCGUCACCACUUCGUCGCUGAGUGGGAACAAGGACUCCAUCUAUAGCCUGGCUAUGAACCAGAUGGGCACAGUUAUUGUCUCUGGAUCCACUGAAAAGGUUUUGAGAGUGUGGGACCCUCGGACGUGUGCGAAGCUUAUGAAGCUAAAAGGUCACACAGAUAACGUCAAGUCAUUGCUCUUGAACCGCGACGGCACUCAGUGCCUGUCGGGGAGCUCAGACGGGACCAUCCGCUUAUGGUCCCUCGGGCAGCAGAGGUGCAUCGCCACAUACAGGGUCCACGACGAGGGAGUCUGGGCCCUGCAGGUCAACGAGGCCUUCACCCAUGUAUAUUCUGGAGGCAGAGACAAGAAGAUUUAUUGUACCGACCUGCGAAACCCAGACAUCCGCGUGCUCAUCUGUGAGGAGAAGGCCCCGGUGCUCAAGAUGGAACUAGACAGAUCUGCUGACCCGCCUCCAGCGAUCUGGGUUUCCACCACCAAGUCAUCUGUGAAUAAAUGG
Molecule: messenger RNA, 1030 nt
Organism: Fundulus heteroclitus (mummichog)
Lineage: Eukaryota; Metazoa; Chordata; Actinopteri; Cyprinodontiformes; Fundulidae
Product: WD repeat-containing protein 48
Biological process (GO): double-strand break repair via homologous recombination; protein deubiquitination
Molecular function (GO): ubiquitin binding
Source: RefSeq, a predicted model, not a curated record